AAACUCAAAAAUCAAAAACAGAAAGAAGCAGAGAGAGUGAGAGAGAGAGAGAGAGACGAAGGAGACGAUGACAAGCAAAGACGAGUUUUCUCGAGAUCGAGUUGCGAUUCGCUGCGCCAGAGCUACGAUGCUUCUCUAUUCACUCGCAUCGUCUCGCAAAAUCGAUACCGCCGGCGAGGAGGAGGAGGAAGGAGAGACGCGGAGAGAAGAGAUAGAGGAGCUGAAGAGAAAGCUUAACAUGGAGAAGAAGAAGACGAAUCGGAUUAAGCUUUGCGGUUUGAUGGAGCUGCUUCUUCACGUCCUUGUGGUACUCUUGCUUUCCACUUUCUUCCUCGUCUUCUUCUUCCUCAGAUCUACUUGAUCUCCUCCUUUGGUGUUGGAAUGUUUUAAGGAUUUAAAAGAGCCUGAUGCAAAAUGGUAAUAAUGUAGCUGAGAUCUUAGAGUUAGGGAAAACGUUUUUUAGAAGUCGAGCUUAGAUUGUACUUGGCUGUUCACUCAAAUGUUGUAGGAGUCAAUUCAUCAGCAUAAGAAUUGGAUAACUCAGUCAUUAGGCUUAAAGUUUAAUGAAUCAAUCUUUUUGGUUUAAACACUUAAAACAUUUGGCCUCUGGAGUAAUGACUGUGUGUGUUAAUUAAUGUUAUGUCCGUUUCAUACCUCUUUUGAAUUCUAUAUUUCAGCCUGAUUCUUA
Messenger RNA from Camelina sativa (false flax), 688 nucleotides. RefSeq lists its product as uncharacterized. The record is from RefSeq and is a predicted model, not a curated record. NCBI's taxonomy places the organism in Eukaryota, Viridiplantae, Streptophyta, Magnoliopsida, Brassicales, Brassicaceae.